AGGAUAUAUAUGUAUAAGAUGAAAAGAAAUAAUCAUGGGACCUAUCUCAGCUCUUAUUAUCAAUUAUACUCCCCCCUUAUUAUUAUUCAAUAGGUGUAUAUAAGUUAUAAAUAAACAUUCUCUCAGGGGUGGUCCAGGCGUCACUUUGAUCCUUACCCUCAACAAAAGCUUGCCAAUUUUCCAGCGAUGCUUAUGCUAAAAUCCUGACUUCUUCUACCCUACUCCUUUCUUUUCUCCUUUUGCUUGUUCCACCAUUAUCACUACUUUAACAAGCUCAUACCCCAAAUUCUCAUCAUACCCACUCUACAGAAAGAUAAUCCAAUUAUAGCUGAAUUGGCUCUUCCAGUCUUCUAACUGUAUGGAGGCUCCUCCAAACAGUUUAAACCUUCCAAUGGAGAUUUCCCAGAGGCAGAGAUUAUCCCAUAGUGGUAACAAUAUUCUGUGUACAUAUCAAAUGACAGCAAACCGAUGGUCUGGGAAGAUAAACUGUCCUAACGAGCUCCCAAUGAAGAAGCUUACCAAUGAGGAAACAGGCAGAAGACCAAGCAAAGGGCUGAAUGCGCCUAGCGUAAUAGCCCGCUUGAUGGGAGUGGAUAUGUUACCUUUAUUAGAUUCAAAGCCAAUUGCAAGACAGAACAAUAUAGAAGCAAAAAUGAGCAGCCCUUCAAAAGAGGAAGAGGUGAGAGAUAUCCUUGUUGAUCCCUCCACUCUUAUCACGACCCGUUCUUGCAGAUUCGGUUCAUUUCAUGAUUAUGAUGAGUGUUGUGAUCCCAGCAUGGAGUUGGAGAAGCCAAAACCUCGUCGAGAACAUCCUCAGGAAGAAGAACUACAGAAGUUUAAGAAAGAAUUUGAGGCAUGGCAGGCUAAGAAAACCAACACAUUUUACCUCAAAAGUACUAAUUCAAAAAAGCAGUUCAAGAAACAUGAGACGUCCCCCGCAAAUAUUGUGGUUUUAAGGCCUUGUUUUGAUGACAUUGAAACCAUUUAUGGAUCCCGAGAAAGCACUCCAAGCAUUUCGGAGGAAAGAGGUAAUAGCAUGGAUGAUUUUCUUGAAGAGGUGAAUGCAAGAUUGAGGAAUGAAACAUCUCCUUAUAAUCAUGACCAUGAAAAACUGGAGUCAGAAGUCCCCACUAGGAGCCUCAUUCGCUCUUUGUCCACUCCCAUAUCAAGAACGUCAUUCGGAUGCCUUCUCUUGGAAGCAAGAGGGGAGCUAGACGGCAUUGAAAAGUUCACUUUGAGUGCUCAUCAGAACAAGAGAAAACAGAAGUUGAGUCUUUUGGAAAAAGUUUCGAGCUUCAAAACAAAACUUUUUAGUAAGAAACUUCAAUCAAGGGACGAAUCACACGGGACUAAGUAUUUUCGCAACGCAUCAGAAAUAUCGACUUCUUAUGACAUAAAUGAAGAUUACACAGAAGUUCCACCAAGUCCUGCAUCUGUAUGCAACAGUUUUGGUGAAGAAUUUUGGAGGCCAGGAGAUUAUUCCAGGACUUCCAGUCCAGCUUCCACCCCAGAUUUACAUCCACUGGUUGAGACUGACAUCCCUCGUGUGUUUAGAGAAAUCAACUCUAAUCUUAGCGAGUUGAGGAGGCAAUUGAAUGAGUUGGAAACGGGGGAGAACAUGAUUGAUGACCGGCCUCCUCUUGAGGAAGAAAUGGUGGAGAUUCAUGACACUGCCAAAGCUUAUUUAAGGGACCUGCUUAUUGCUUCUGGUCUCUAUGAUGGGGAUAAAUAUCCAUGGAGAUGGGACACGUUUGGGAAGCCCAUAAGCAAUCGCAUUUUUGAAGGAGUUGAAGAGUCUUAUGGGAAAAAGGCUGAGGGAAGCGAAGGGGAGAGGCUGAAUCACAAGAUGCUUUGUGAUUUAUUCAAUGAAACAGUUCUAAACUUGCUUCGGGCACCUUCUAAAGAGGCUAUUUGUCCAGUGUCCUAUCCUCCCCAGGGAAGGAAGUUACUGGAUUGUGUUUGGGAAAUGACUCAAACUCACAUUUAUCCUGGGGAAGAUCUGUCUUAUUGUUCCAUUGAUGGUAUAGUGUCAUACAACUUAAGGUCCACCCCAUGGUCAAGUGACGAAGAUGCGAACGCUAUAGGCAAAGAUGUUGAGUACCAUAUAACUAGAGAUCUGAUUCAAGAGAUUAUAGAAGAUAUGCAACCAUUGUCUUGAAAGGAAAAAUGGUUUGAGUCAGGAGCAUUUUGAGUAAGGCUAUGUUUGGAAAGUACUCAUCAGCUUAUUCGUUUUAUUCUUCAUGCUAUUCAGCAGAAGAAGCAGAAUGUAUAGUCAAAACAAGUAAAAUCACUCACUUAUUCGGCAACCAAGCAUUUUUUCUUUCUUGCCAAACAGACCCUAAGUUUGGAAGUGGUGAUUUGCCUCAAGCAUGGAUUACAAGUAGACUGCAGGGGCACAAGGUUCUAUACGAUAAAACCAUAGGUUUUUUUCUUUCUAAAUUUUUGUUUCCAAUUAUAUUUGGUGUGGCAUCAUCAUUGUAUAUGUGCUGACUCUAUUAAUUGAUUCAGUUUGAGAAUAUGUAAAUCCUAUCUUUAGUUUAGCAGUUUAGAUUGGUUCAUAACUUACAUUUGUUCUAGCGGAGACUCAUUCCUUUAAAUGCAUGACAUAAUCUAAUAAUAAUAUGAGUUUUUUUUAUCACUAUAACAUGCAAUAUAAUAUGUAUUCAUAUUUUUUUUGGGAAGGAGAGAAAACGUGAUGAAAAAAUAUUUGUUCAUCCUAAGUAUAUUUAUUUCUUGGGAAAAGUACAAAAAAAGUACUUGUGGUUGAGCCCAUUUUCAGAUAGGGUCAUGUGUUUCAUUCUUUAUCAAAGUGGUUCAUGAGUUUGAAUUCCUUUAUCACAAGAGGGUCACGCCGCUAAAAUCGUCUGAAAAAGAUCAUUAAAAGUAACUCCGAUUUGCAAAAAUGUCCGAAAAAUUAAAAGAAAAAUAGCGGAAGAUGCGCCUCAAUAAGAUGAUCACUAGGUCAUCUUUCUUUUUUGUUUUCAGCCACCCUUAUAACCGAAAAGUCCAUCGGAAAAGUGAUAUUAGCAAAAUCAUUUUUAAAAAUUAAUUCAAAAGAUCUGAAAAAUCCAAAGGCGAAGGUGGUUUGGAGGUCAUCUUGAAAGUGGUAUUUUUCUUUUAAUUUUUCGGGCACUUUGGAAAAUCGGAGUUACUUUUAACGGUCUUUUUCAUACGUUUGUAACGGUGUGACCCUCUUGUGAUAACGUAAUUCAAACACAUGAACUACUUUGAUAAAGUAUGAAACACAUGACCCUAUCUGAAAACUAGUCUUACCACUAGUACAUUUUCCGUACUUCCCUUAUUUCUUUUAUAGUGGUUCUAGCUCAUUUAACUAAUCUAUUUCUAUGAUAAAAACUAAAAAUCUAAACAUAUCUCAAUCUUUUAAACUUUUUUUGCCUUCACGUACCAUGUUCUGCAUUCCAAACACAGCCUUAUGGUGAACUUCACUGAUUCUUUUUAGCUUGAGAAGUGAAACUGGAUCUUCGAUCCAUACUAGUAGUUCUAACAACGAAAAGAAGUGUUUCAACCAACAUGCCCACAACCAAUCCGAGGAUACCACCAGCAGCACUCAUGGCUGGACUGUGACUAAACAAUGCCCAGAAAGCAGCAUAUCCAACCAGAAAGCCGGUGAACAUAAUAAGCACAACGUGCAAGCCGAAUCCCAAUUGAACCUUGUAAGAAGAGAAAGGCUGUUCCACUUUCUUCUUGGGGGUUAUGUCCUUGACCAAUUCCUCAUAGGCUUUCCUCUCGGAUGCCUCCACAAGCUUUCUUAGCCGAGCCUUCAGCUCCUUGCUUUUUUCUCUUGGCUUGGGGCUAGAGAACAUGAAAUCGGUUCCACAUAGAAGGGAGAGGAGUUCGGGUCUUUUUGUCGGGUUCGAUCCCAUCCAUACGGAUCGAAGAGCUUUGUAAAGAAUGGAGACUAACAGAGAGAGUGAGGCAGCAAGGUCUCUCAGAUCUUCAUCGAGGUGAGAGUCCUGCGUUGAAGCGACGAGAAAUGAACGAAUUGCAUCCGUCGCUGGUAUCACAAGGCCGCUGUCUACGGCUGCACAGGCGGAGCACGGGGAAAUCGCGCUUCUUUGGUCAGUGUGCAUGCUGUAUUGUUCUUGGGCCUUCAAAAUGGGCUACCGUCUGCAUCGGCACUUCGGUGCUCAGUGGUCGAUGUUGUCGCGCCGGUCGGUACCCAUGGAAGUCAUCGACAAGAGAAGGUGAUUAGGAGUUCUGAUGAGAUGCGAAAUUAAGAUUUGCGGCAAUUGCCGAUUGAUAACCGAUUUGCCUCAACUGCCUGUUUCUUACUUUUAGUGUUCAAUAGCUUCAAACCUUGCUCCAGGGUUGGAGACUUUUCCAGUUAAUAAUAUGUAUUCAUAAUAGAACUAAGAUUUGUAAAUAUAGGCUCUUCACUGACACUGUUUUUCGGCUUAUCAUGCUUAUCAGUCAGCUUUUUCAUCAAAUACGUAAUUUUUGCUUCCGUGCGUAAAAUUGUGUAAUAAGCAGAAAAAAAUAUGGUUGAAGUUACUUUUCUG
Molecule: messenger RNA, 4520 nt
Organism: Cuscuta europaea
Lineage: Eukaryota; Viridiplantae; Streptophyta; Magnoliopsida; Solanales; Convolvulaceae
Source: the annotation of a GenBank genome assembly